GUUCCCUCCUUUUCGCUUCCUCUUUCGUAGUUCACCGAAACAAAACAUAGCCGCUUUCCUUCUCGCGGGCCGGUCCCAUUUUCCCUUCUUUCCUUUCGCUCGACCCCUAACCUGAUCGCCGCUAUCCGAGCCUCCGCUCGCAACUCGACAAAGGAUCUCGUCAGACGGACGGGCUCCAGACGUUCUUUACACCAGCACACGCACGCACAGUAUCUUCUUUUUCGACCGCCGGCCGGCUUAAUCUGCGUUCAACGAAUAGGGAAGAAAAAAAAGAAGAUUAUCAAUAUCUAAUCGUGAGAGUGGGCAGACAUCGUCAAAAUGGUCGGGACAGGCGUAGCUCUAGCGGCGCUAUUCGCCACGUCAGCACUCGCCAGCGUCGAGCCUGCUAUGGGGGGGAUGAUGGCGCCGCGCGCGGCGUUGCUAGAACCGGAACUGGAUGAUGGGAGCGACGAUGCGUUGAAGAAAAGGCAAACCCCGGCGGUAACGAAUGGCACACAGAUCAACUUGGAUCAGUGGGACACGGAUACGUUAGCAGCUUGCAUGUCGUCGCUCUCGCAACUCCAGGCCGCCACGAACCCUUCCGGAACGGCGGUCUGCUAUAACCUGUUCAACCUCCAGACGGACACGGGUGCCUUCAUGGCUGACCUUCGCCUCUUCCAAGUAUCGACACCUUCCGGCGAUUUCCAGGGGAUCCCCCCUCAGGAGAUUUCGGUCGGACUGCAGUAUACGGGUGCCUCCGUCUCGCCGGUUAGCCAGGGAACGAAUGCUCGAAGCGGCGCCACCAAGCGACAAACAACCUCCUCUCCCACGCUCCUCCAGACAUACAUGUUUGUGGGUCAGAUCGAUGAGGCACAGAUGAACCAGCCCAUGACGAUGGGCGUUCUGGAAGCGCUGGUGAUGCCUGUCAUCACUUUAUCCGCAAGGAACCUAGUGGGCCAGCAAGUCAGCACGACGGUCAAUCACAACGAGGCCUCUUUCGUCAACGGCAUCUUCUCGAAGGAAGUGGUCAUGUCGGACCUCUCUAUCGCCACGCUGGCGGUCGACGAUCUGAUGGCGGGACUGCGUAACGGCACUGUUGCCUUCGUCUUGCCCGGCGUCAACAUCCUGAUCUUCCCGGUCGGCCUGAUCCUCACCAGCAUCUGGUUCGUGAUCGGGGUCGGGUUCUACGGCUUUGGCACGUACGAGCGAUACAGCUACCGCGACACCUACCGAAGCAGGAAAGCGAGGGCCAACGGAAAGCCCGUCAACGCGAGAAUAUAAUCGGUCGCGAAGCUUAGCAGAGGGCAUUUUCAUGUGUAUGUGGCGUUUAGUGGAUGCCGUCGGGUCGGCACCAUCACGUCUCGACGGUCGACCGGAUAUGAUUUGGGCAGCGUGUUUUAGACCUUACCCCCUUGAGAUUACUGACUAUUAUUAUUUGUUUUGAUAUACUUGUGUGUCUAUUUAUCACGGGCAGAUGCAACCCGUAUAGUCUUAUUUAUAUAUGAGUUUCAAGCUACAGGUAGAAAAGAUCAUCUUAGGAGCCGCCGCCCAUAUCACACGGUCUUAUUUCGCCUACUACAAAGAUGGCAGGAGAUGUUUUAUUCACAUGAAAAAGAAGACCAAGGGUUGAUCUCGUAACACUCGGGUACCGUACCAAGGUUCUACGACGAUGUCGCCAACGUUUCCACUCACCGCCGCUGUUUGCGACAAUACUACAUCCCGAAACUAC
Molecule: messenger RNA, 1708 nt
Organism: Durotheca rogersii
Lineage: Eukaryota; Fungi; Ascomycota; Sordariomycetes; Xylariales; Xylariaceae
Exons: 2
Coding region: 319-1260 (313 amino acids)
Source: RefSeq, a predicted model, not a curated record